Hippopotamus amphibius kiboko is the source of this 4280-nucleotide messenger RNA. It is a transcript of the gene MSANTD7, whose product is annotated as Myb/SANT DNA binding domain containing 7. The transcript is spliced from 2 exons. The record is from RefSeq and is a predicted model, not a curated record. The coding region runs from base 140 to 1225 and encodes 361 amino acids. Lineage: Eukaryota; Metazoa; Chordata; Mammalia; Artiodactyla; Hippopotamidae.
UCUCAGCAAUUAGCCCUGAGAGGGAAGAAUCGGCUGGCUCCUGGAGGUAGACCAGAGCACACAGAACUUCCCCACACCUUCAGAUCGGCACCUUGCUGGCCAGGAGCCUCCUCCAGCUAGCCUUCCUUCCCGGUCCGCUAUGGCCGCUUCCAAUAGCAGUGCGGGCAUCCGGUGGUCCAGACAGGAGACACGGACGCUUCUCUCCAUACUAGGCGAGGCAGAAUAUAUUCAGCGCCUCCAGACCGUGCAUCACAAUGCAGACGUCUACCAGGCCGUGUCUAAGCGGAUGCAGCAGGAAGGCUUCCGCCGCACCGAGCGUCAGUGCCGCUCCAAGUUCAAAGUCCUGAAGGCGUUGUAUUUAAAGGCCUAUGUGGCCCAUGCCACAAGUAUGGCUGAUCCACCACACUGUCCCUUUUAUGAUACGUUGGAUCAGCUUCUCCGAAAUCAGAUAGUGACUGACACAGACAACUUAAUGGAGGAUGCUGCUUGGGCCAAGCACUGUGAUCAGAACUUAGCAGCCCCUGACACCCCAGGGGAAGAGGGAAGCAGGAUUCUGGGAGCCAAAAGGACUCAGGCAGCAGAUCAUCAGCCUGUCUUGAAAACAGUUAAGGAAUCAGAUGAGGAUUGUCAACUGAGGAUCAGUGACCAGAUGCGAGAAACCAGUGACCUCGAGGACUCCUGGGAUGAAUCCUCGGGUGCAGGGUGCUCUCAAGGGACCCCCAGCUACAGCAGCUCCCACCACCUUUUCAGAGGUGCAGCUGCUCCCUGUCAGAGCAGCCCCCUGACCAGACUGGGUGUGUCCGGUGAGCCCAGCCCCUGCACCAGCUCCAGGCGAAACUCUCCCGGGGUGGCCUCGGCACAGCGGCCUCCAGUCUCUUCCUCCAGAGUUCCUUUUGUUUCUGGUGGGGAUGGGCCUUUGACCAGUGAACCUCCUCCCCGGUGGGCGAGGCGAAGAAGGCGGUCAGUGGCCAGGACUAUCGCAGCUGAGUUGGCAGAAAACAGGAGGUUGGCACGAGAACUUUCAAAGCGGGAGGAGGAAAAAUUGGAUCGGCUGAUUGCCAUUGGUGAGGAGGCCAGUGCUCAGCAGGACACUGCCAACGAGCUACGCAGGGAUGCCGUGGCCGCAGUCAGACGCUUGGCCACAGCGGUGGAAGAGGCAACUGGUGCUUUUCAGCUAGGGCUGGAAAAGUUGCUUCAGAGGUUAAUUACAAACACCAAAAGUUAGGAACUGAUCACACAAGGGUGUAUUUCCUACUCUGUCAGAGGCCCAGGUCCAACAGCUGCCUUCUGGUACCCUGGCUCCUUUCCCACACGUCUCCGCUAGUUGAAAGACCUUUCAGAAACAUGAGAGGUGGCCUAGUAGACAACAGAUGCAGCCAAGUCCAGAGAGCUAGUUAUUAGCCCUGGCUUCAUCACUGAAGUGAGACAGUUUAGUUUACCCCUCUACGCCAGUUUCCUCAGCUGUUACAAGGGGGCAACCUGCCUACCUCACAGGGUUGUUGUGAGGAUCAGAAGACUUAAAUAGAUGUGAAAGGGUUUAAAAGUUUGAAAGCACUAUACACAUGUAAGUUAUUAAAGCAUAUGACCUUGGCUGAGGUCAGGCUGGGGUGAGGCACAGCCUAGAAUUAGGGUUGUAUACCAUGACCUCAUUGCUUGAAUCUUUACUAGUUUAACUUGACCGUUUCCUGGAGUUUACAGUCCUCACUUCUUUAAAUUCCUCUAUAGCUUAUUAGGCUAAUAUGAACACAACACGUAUUGGUACCUUUAUCUCUUCUAGUUUCAUUGCUGUGUCUGUGACAUAGCCACUAGCAAACACUCAAUAGGCAAACCAUCUUUCCCUCCAUUUUACUAGUCCUUAGUCUCUUAUCACUAUGGAUACAGUUCAGAACUGACCAGGAGCCACAAUCAUGGGUUCAUAUUGAUAAUCUUUGAUAUGAGAAAUUGGCUGUCUUAUAAAAUAUUACAUGUAAGUAAAUUCUUUGCAUUCCACAUUUUUUAGGUUCCUUUAUGUGCAUAAUUAUAUAUCUUUAGGUUUGGUUUGCCAUUUGGGCAUCGUAGAAACAAUUUGGAUUAAAUCAGUUUCCCAGAUGCUUUUACCUAAUUUUGUUCUUCUCUAUUAGCCUUUUUUCUGUCUAGUAUGUUACAGAAGGCAAGCCCUAGAAAACUUUUCUUCUAGGGAACUUUCCAUGGCCACUUUUUCUCAUAAAAUAUAGACAAAAGUUCACCUCUUUAAUGGCAUAUGGUGGAAUAGAACAGCUUUGGGAACAGUUGGGUGGUGUGGAUAAGGACAACCUGCAAUAGAUAACUCUGUUUAAGCGCCAGCCCUCCACAAAUGCAUCCCCUUUUCCCUCCAAAACACACACACUUCCUAGAGGAGAUAUGGUGGUGCUGAGCCAUACUUCCAAUUUACUCUAGAAGAGAAGCCAUUACUGGCCAUCAUUAACCUAACUUACAGCUCUUAGUGGUUGUACGUUUGUACUUUCAGAAAGUGCAAAAAGGAGACUUGGAAUUUAAAAAGCUUUCGACUAAUCUAGAGGCUGAAAAAAAAGUGCAGGUCUGUUGGGAGAGGUUUUGUCUUAUAUUUCGCCAGCUUGGUUUCUUAUCUAAAUGCUGGAAAUACCAAUAGGUGGAGAAAUGGUCCAAACCACAUACGUGUAACCAGGAGUAGAUGGCAAGCAGGCAAAGCUGCUCUGGUGAAUCGAUGGUUGUACAGGGGGCAGCAUGAAGCAGAACACACUGGAAUCUAGUUAGAACCCCUAGAUUCUAACACUGCCGCACUCCGUUGUAUUGAGCAAAUCACUUGCCCUUUUUGUGCCUCAGUUUCUUAUCUCUAAAAUGAGAAGUUUGUAUUAGAUGACUCUUCUUGUACCUUCCAGCUCUAAAAAAUAGAUGCAUAACACAACAAAGGCAAAAUGAAAUUCUGAUUGCAAUAUUUUCAGUCACAGCAGCAUAUUAAUGUAUGUGAAAUACUGGUAACAAUUGUGUUUUAAGGAAGCAUUCUGUGGUAUUAAUAUUUAUAAACAUACUUGUGAACUUCUAUAAGCACCACACCCAGGCACAGAUUUCUUGCUUUAAAGGAGCAUAUAUUUAAGGCACGGAAAUGGAGAUAUAAUUUUUUUUCCUCAGUUGUUUUAGGCCCUUACACAGAGGGAUCUGUGUCAGUUAUGACUGGAUAACACUACUAUAGAUAGGUAGACUUUCUGAAAAAACAGGGAAGUACUUGAAAGAGUUAGGCCUAUACUAUAUUAAUCUAUUAAUGGUAGCAAAGUACACAGGCAGGGAUUUAUUUGAGAUAAGUGUUAAAGAACAGAAGUCGAGGUGAAGUUUGGAGGUAGUAGUGUGCAGAUCUAAAGAGUGGAGUAACUUUAAGGUUGGAAAUAAAACGAAAUGGAAAAAUCUUAAAGAGGUAAACAGGAAAAUUAAAAAAAAGAGGCCAAAUCUUGUGAAGAGGAGGGAAGUUGUAAUAAGGGGAGGCUAUAGGAAAACAGGCUCAGAAAUCCUGCCUGAGCUGUAGGCCCAGCCGUGACUCCCUGUUGGUCUGCAGGCAGGUCACUUCGCUGUUCUGUACCUCAGGCCCCUCACCUGUGCAGUGGGAGGCUAUCCCAGCUACCUCACAGGAGCCGUGUGAGGGCCCAGUGGACAGAUGAAUGUAAAGAGGCUUCCAGACAUGGCGGGCUCUGUACUGGGACGGGGGUGGGAAGAAGCCCAGUAGCACGUGAGUGCUGGUGAGUGUGGGGCAAGGGCCAGCCAACUGCAAGGGGCGCCUCAGGAGGGAGGAGGAGGAGGAUGAAGGCCAUGGUACCACGGUAGGAGUGAUGCUCUGCCUCCUGAAGCCCUCGACGUAAAUGGUGCUGUGUAUGCCAACCUCCCACCACCCUGUGUCUCUCUGUUAAGCAAUUUAAUCCUAGUGUGGACAAAUAAAGUUGUUAUCUGUACAUAGCCUUGGGUCAGUCCACUACUUUCUGGCGCUACCGUGAUCAUUUGUUGUCACCUCUGGUCUCUGCUUUCUGCUUCUCUGCUGGCUAACCUCUAGGGUCUGGCCUCUCUGUGGCCCUCACAGCUGCCUGUGCUUCUUUCCUCACCUGAGUGAGGCCCUCUUUGCAUGGCAGUUGAGAAAGAAUUUUCCAUUUCUAAGAGUUCUAUAAAUUCCAUUAAAGUAAUCCUUUUCUGGAAAAUUAUCUCGUCUGAGUGAUAGAUAACAUAAUAGAAAUUAUCCUGGUUGACUUAAAUUCUGCUCUAAAGGAAACAGAACCACUAAGUGUCAUGCCAAAAUUACAGUA